AAAAAAAAUUGUUGGCGUCUUUGCUUCUCCUCGUCUCCCUCCUCCUCCUUCCCCUCCGGCGCUCGAUCUCGCUGAGUCGCCGCACACCAUUUUGGCGAUGGCGGCGGCGCCGGCGGCGAGGUUCCCGGUGUUCGGGAUCGUGCGGCUGCUGGGCCUGGCGGCCGCGGCGGCCAUCGUCGUCUGGGCCGUCCACUUCCGCGGCGGGAUGGCGCUCUCCUCCGAGACGGACAAGCUCCUCAUCUUCAACGUUCACCCAGUAUUGAUGCUGAUUGGAUUGGUAGUCCUGAAUGGGGAAGCAAUUUUGGCCUACAAGACAGUGCCAGGAACCAAGAAACUGAAGAAGCUAGUACACCUUGCCUUGCAGUUCCUCGCCAUGCUCCUGAGUCUGAUUGGGCUCUGGACUGUAUGGAAGUUCCACGAUGAGAGACAGAUCGACCACUUAUAUACGCUUCACUCCUGGUUGGGCCUUUCUUGCAUCAUCUUCUUCAGCUUGCAGUGGGCUACUGGAUUUUAUACAUUUUGGUACCCUGGUGGAUCUAGGAGUGGAAGAGCCUCCCUGCUCCCCUGGCAUGUCUUCUUCGGCCUCUUCCUUUACGUUCUCGCCAUCGCCACAAGCGUUUCGGGACUUCUGGAGAAGUCGAUCUUCAUGCAGAGCGCAAAAAUGAUCGGGCGUUUCUCGACAGAAGCUAUGUUUAUGAACUCGUUGGGGAUGUUGCUGGUGCUAUUGGGGGCUCUUGUCAUACUUGCAGUUGUUACUCCUGGAGUUGGCAAGAUCGAUACAUACCGAGGCUCAUCAGAGUGAGAGGGAGGCGGCGCGCUGUAGUUCUUGAGAUGCAGUUAGUUCUGAACGACAUUUCUGGCUCCAACUGAGGAAUUUAUCUGUACAUCCCAUUUUCACUGGAAUUAUUGUUACCUGUUUAGAUCUGAUGAAGAGAGUUAUUUGUCGGUACACUUUUUAAGUUGUAGUGGUAGAUUGAUGAUCAAAUUGACAUAAAUUACGGCGAAAUCCAUUCUGGAGGACGUGGGCCCCGAGAUGUUUGGGUGUUCUUAAUGUAUGAAGGAAUACGGAAAAAGGAAAGCAGUUUUGUAUGCUUAACAAUAACAAUUAAUCAUCCCAUAAAAUCGCUAUUCUUGUUAUA
Molecule: messenger RNA, 1139 nt
Organism: Oryza sativa Japonica Group (Japanese rice)
Lineage: Eukaryota; Viridiplantae; Streptophyta; Magnoliopsida; Poales; Poaceae
Source: RefSeq, a predicted model, not a curated record